AUGACAACACUGCUGCAACACAGCAACGGCUGGCACCCGGGUGAGAAAGCCAUCCACAGUCUGCUCAAGGUGCCCACGUCAGGCCGCCAAAACCCCACAGCUUCUGGCUUGCCCGCUUCGUAUGCUCACCGUGUUACCGUAUCGUCUCUCCUGGCCGUCGGGACACUGGACGACCAAGGGAGGCCAUGGACCUGCAUCUGGGGUGGCGAACGCGGCUUUGCACGCGCGGUAGCUCAAGACAUUCUCGCCAUGCAGAGCCUAGUCAACAAGGCCCAUGACCCGGUCGUAGAGGCCCUGCUGGGUAGCGUGGCUGACGGAGAAGUCCUCCAGCCCGAGGACGGCACGACCAUGAGCGCUCUGAGCAUCGAUCUCGAAACCCGGGACCGUGUCAAGCUGGCUGGAAAGAUGGUCGUUGGCUCUGUUGCUACGCGACAGGGCGGCGGAGACAUCGCGGAAGCACAGCUCGCGAUGCUUGUCCAAGAGAGCUUGGGUAACUGCCCAAAGUAUCUCAACCGCAAGACCGUCCGCGCCCAUGUCCCCUCGCCCCACCUGGUCUCGUCCGCUCUGCCUCUUCCAUCAGAAGCCCUGGCUCUGAUCCAAAAGGCGGACAUGUUCUUCCUCUCAUCAACCAACGGGCAGACUAUGGACACGAACCAUCGUGGAGGCCCCGCGGGGUUCGUGCGCGUCGUGAGCAACUCGCCUAUUGAGGACGGAGGGAACGGCGACGGUGUAGUCUUGGUCUACCCAGAAUACUCCGGCAACCGUCUCUAUCAAACCCUUGGCAACCUGCAUAUCAACCCACUGGUUGGCAUUGUCAUCCCUGACUUCGAAACCUCCGAUGUCCUGUAUCUCACCGGCGAGACACAAGUGCUCGUCGGCUCCUCUGCGGCUGCAAUCAUGCCGCACACCAGCCUCGCCGUCAAGAUCAAGCUCCGUUCGGCGCGCUUCGUCAAAGACGGCCUGUCCUUCCGCGGCACCACAGGGGAGCCCAGCCCGUACAACCCUCCAGUCCGCCGACUAGCGAGCGAACGUCCGCCUUCAUUAGUCGAAUCAAUACAGACCUCCCCCCUUGCAACAGCAACCCUCGUCCGCAGGGAGCCCCUCACACCGAGCAUCGCCCGCUUCACCUUCCGCAUGCGUCAACAGCAUGGCGUGAAGCCGUGCACGUGGCAGGCAGGGCAGCACAUAACCCUCUCCUUCGCAUCAGAACUCGACAUGGGCUGGAGCCACAUGAACGACGCCGAUCCGCAGAGCUUGAACGACGAUUUCGUCCGGACCUUCACCAUCUCCAAUCCCCCACCGUCAGCACCACUGUCGGCGCGCGAAAUGGCGGAAGGCGUCGAGGUACAGCUGACUCUCCGCAGACACGGCGCAGCGACAAACCUGCUCUUCGCCCAUCCGCUUCAUGCGACGGCUGCGCCGCUGGAGGUGCCGGUGCUGGGAAUCGCCGGGGAGGCGCGGUUUCGCAUCGCUUCUUCGACAGGUGAUCAUGCGACUACCAAGAAGGCGGUGUUUGUGGCAGGCGGGAUAGGCAUCACGCCUCUUUUGGCGCAGGCGCCUGGUUUGUUGGCGGCGUCGUCAUCGGGACAAGGGCGGCAGCGCCUUGAGGUGCUAUGGAGUCUGCGAGCGGAGGAUUUGGUGUUGGCGGUGGAUGCAUUUGAGUGGAUUCCUGGGCUGGGAGACGUGACGAGGGUAUUUGUUACGGGCGUCCAUGAAGGCAAUGGCGAUAAUGAUGCGACGAUUGGCAGGCUGAGGAAGCUAGGAGCGCGGGUUGAUGUUAGGAGGAUCGGACAGGCGGAUGUGCUUGAGGUGAGGGAUACUGAGAGAGGGACGAGGUAUUUUGCUUGCGCCAAUCCAAGGUUGCUUAUAUCGGUAAUGGAGUGGCUUGCGGAAGAGGAAGUUGCGUUUGAGAGUUUCGAGUAUUGA
Molecule: messenger RNA, 1926 nt
Organism: Chaetomium strumarium
Lineage: Eukaryota; Fungi; Ascomycota; Sordariomycetes; Sordariales; Chaetomiaceae
Exons: 1
Coding region: 1-1926 (641 amino acids)
Molecular function (GO): oxidoreductase activity
Source: RefSeq, a predicted model, not a curated record